Molecule: messenger RNA, 2024 nt
Organism: Alligator sinensis (Chinese alligator)
Lineage: Eukaryota; Metazoa; Chordata; Crocodylia; Alligatoridae
Product: protein diaphanous homolog 2
Exons: 18
Biological process (GO): actin cytoskeleton organization; actin filament polymerization
Cellular component (GO): actin filament; cytoplasm
Molecular function (GO): actin binding; microtubule binding; small GTPase binding
Source: RefSeq, a predicted model, not a curated record
AUGUCAGGAGGACUGAAAAAUAGCAAGCAUGAAUGCACACUGUCUUCCCAGGAAUAUGUUCAUGAAUUACGAUCUGGUAUCACAGAAGAAAAACUUCUCAACUGCUUGGAGUCUUUGAGAGUGUCUCUGACCAGCAAUCCAGUCAGCUGGGUUAACAAUUUUGGACAUGAAGGUCUUGGACUUCUGUUGGAUGUACUGGAAAGACUCUUGGACAAGAAACAGCAAGAAACUAUCGACAAGAAGAAUCAGAAUAAACUUAUCCAGUGCCUCAAAGCAUUUAUGAACAACAAAUAUGGAUUGCAAAGGAUUCUAGGAGAUGAUAGAAGCCUUUUGUUACUAGCAAGAGCAAUUGAUCCAAAGCAGCCAAACAUGAUGACAGAAACAGUAAAGAUACUUUCUGCUAUUUGUAUUGUUGGAGAAGAAAAUGUUCUUGAUAAGCUUUUAGAAGCUAUAACUACUGCGGCUGAGAGAAAUAAUCGAGAACGCUUUUCUCCAAUUGUGGAAGGGCUGGAGAACCACGAAGCUUUGCAAUUACAGGUGGCUUGCAUGCAGUUCAUAAAUGCCCUUGUCACCUCCCCUGAAGAUCUUGAUUUUAGGAUACACUUGAGAAAUGAAUUUCUUCGUUGUGGAUUGAAAAAAAUAUUGCCUGGUUUAAAAAAGAAGGAAAAUGAAGAGCUGGAUAUUCAGUUAAAAGUGUUUGAUGAAAACAAAGAGGAAGACUUAAUUGAACUGUCACACCGUCUCAAUGACAUCAGAACUGAAAUGGAUGAUAUGAAUGAAGUAUACCAUCUCUUAUACAACAUGUUGAAGGACACCAGUUCUGAAAACUAUUUCCUGUCAAUUCUGCAACACCUUUUACUCAUCCGGAAUGAUUAUUAUAUUCGACCUCAGUACUACAAAAUAAUUGAAGAAUGCAUUUCACAAAUCGUACUGCACUGCAGUGGUAUGGACCCAGAUUUUAUAUGUAGAGGAAGAUUGGAUGUAGAUUUUACUCACCUUAUUGAUGUGUGUGUAGACAAAGCAAAAGUGGAAGAAAGUGAACAGAAGGCAGCAGAAUUUUCUAAAAAGUUUGAUGAAGAAUUCAGUGCUCGACAAGAGGCACAGACUGAGCUUCAGAAACGAGAGGAGAAAAUAAAAGAACUGGAGACAGAAAUCCAGCAACUACGAACUCAGGGUUCUGGACUUCAUUCUAGUCAGUCAGCAGCUGGGGUUCCUCCACCAUCCUUCCCAGGAGGAAUCCCCCCCCCCCCUCCUCCCCCCCCCCCCCCACCACCACCAUUACCUGGUGCAAUCUCACCUCCACCUCCAUUGCCUGGAGGGGGUGUACCUCCACCCCCACCCCCACCUCUGUUAGGUGGACCACCACCACCACCACUUCUCGGAGGCAUACCUCCUCCUCCAGGAUUUCCAGUAUCGCUUCCUUAUGGAAUGAAGGAAAAGAAGAAGUACAAGCCUGAAGUAACUAUGAAGAGAAUCAACUGGUCAAAGGUUGAGCCGCAAGAAAUAUCAGAACACAGCUUUUGGGUAAAAGCCAAUGAGAAUAAAUAUGAAAAUCCAGAUCUUCUGUCAAAACUGAGGCUUACUUUUGGUACACAGAUGAAAGCUAGGAGGGCAGUAGAAGACAUGGAGGAAAAGAAAAUCGUUAUGCCAAAGAAAAGAGGUAAAGAACUGAGAAUCUUGGAUGGAAAAACAGCACAGAAUCUGUCAAUUUUUCUAGGAUCUUUCCGCAUGCCUUAUGAAGAAAUAAAAAAUAUUAUUUUGGAGGUAGAUGAAAUGAAGCUGAGUGAAUCCUUGAUACAGAAUCUGGUGAAGAAUCUUCCUGAACAGAAGGAACUCAGUGCCUUAGCCCAGUUAAAGGAUGAAUAUGCUGAUCUUUGUGAGCCAGAACAGUUUGGAGUUGUGGUAUGUAGUAGCCCAAUAAUUCAACUGAGGGUUGUACUUCGUACUCCUCACUUAAUGACCUACGUGUUUAACGACUGCGUGGACUUACGACCAGCUCUCCGAGCAGUCGGUACUCUGAGCAG